AUGGAGCCGGGAUUCAACUGCUCUGAGCUCUGUGAUGGCAGCUCCAGUUUUGGCAGCCAGGAGCAGCAGCAGCGGGCGCUGCAGGAGCUCUGCACCGUCACGGUGACAUCUUCUGACCGCGGUGGGAAGAGCUCCCCAUCCUUCUCUGCUGCUCUCCUGGGAGUUGUGUGGACGUUUCUGACUGGAGGAGUCCUGCUAGCGCUCUUCUUCCUCGUCUUCACAAUUCGCUUCAGGAAAAACAGGAUCGUGAAGAUGUCCAGCCCCAAUCUGAACAUUGUGACCCUGCUGGGCAGUGGCUUGACUUACACUAGUGCUUACCUCUUUGGGAUUCAGGAGCAGAGCCUGCCAUCCAGAGACUCAGUGGAAAAGCUUAUUCAGGUGCGGCUCUGCCUGCUGUGCGUGGGGACCUCCCUGGUGUUUGGCCCCGUCCUGGGGAAAAGCUGGCGGCUCUACAAGGUGUUCACCCAGCGGGUGCCGGACAAGCGGGUGAUUAUCAAAGACCUCCAGUUGCUGGCAAUGGUGGCAGUGUUGGUGCUGGCAGACGCCGUGUUGCUCUUGACAUGGGUAUUCUCUGAUCCCGUCCAGUGCUUCCGAAGCCUCAGCAUCUCACUGCGGGCGACGGAGAAAGGCAUGACCUGCUCAGUGAGCCGGGUGCAGUCCUGCGCAUCUCUUUAUUCCGAUCUUUGGCUUGUCCUCAUUUUAGGGUUUAAGAGUAUCCUGCUGCUGUAUGGGACCUACUUGGCCGGUCUGACCGACAAUGUCAGCUCCCCGCCAGUCAACCAGUCCUUGACGCUCAUCGUCGGGGUCAACCUCGUUUUCCUGGCUGCUGGCACUGUCUGCUUAGUUCAUCGUUUCUUCCGUGCUUGGCACAACUUGCUGUUUGGUUUUACCUCUGGAGGCAUCUUCAUGUGUACAACCACAAUCAAUUGCUUCAUCUUUGUCCCACAGCUCAAGCAGUGGAAAGCCUUUGAAGAAGAAAGCCAAACCAUGAGCCACAUGGCAAAAUAUUUCACUAGCCCGAGCAGGAGCUGCCGCUCGGUGUACAGCGAGGAGCAGCUCUACCAGCUGAUAGGGGAGAAAAACUCCAUGAAGCAGCUGCUUACCGAGAAAAACGCCGUGAUCGAAAGCCUGCAGGAGCAAGUGAGCAGCGCCAAGGAGAAGCUGAUGAGGCUGAUGUCUGCAGACAGCAGUUGCGACCCCCGUGCACCGCCGGCAGCUCCGUGCACCCAGAGCUCGGGGCAGCAUGGGGAUGUGCCAGGGAUCCACUGCCCCUCGGAUCUGGAACGGGAUGGGUGGCAGCCUCCCUGCUUGCUGGGUACACCGCCUCUUUGCAGUGAUGCUCAGGACCUCCAGAAGCAUGUAAGCCAUGAGCCUGCUUGCUCUCGGGUGCUGCUUUUUGAUAUGGGAGACGGCAUCGAACAUGGCCUGAAAGACGUCCAGGAGUGCAGGACACCUGCAGGGCAGGGGCAGCCUCCGGAGCAGCUGCCUGGCCAGGACAUCUCAGCUGGUGCGGCCUCGGAGUCAUCCCCCAAAAUUAGCUAUGUGAGCAGCGAGAAGCUGCGGGAAAUCUUGCAAGAGCUGAGCCUGGAUGGCAAAACCUAUGGCCUGGCCUCACCUGGGGGAACCCUGUGUGGCAGCCAGGGCCCCCCAGGCAAGCAAGGAGGAAUGUGGAGGGCCCAGGAGGGCUACCUGGGCACCCGCACACCCCUCAGCCCCUACUUGGCGAGGCGGCGGCGGAGGAUCCCGCUGCUCCCCACCUCCACCCACUUCCCCGGACAUAUGUCCCCUCGUGCCAGCCACAGGGUGAAGGAGGCAGGCGGCUGGGGCUGUGGGGAGUCAGCACGUAUCUCCCCGGGGAGGGAAGGGGAGAUAGCUGGUGGACCCCUGCCAGCACCGUCCCCUCCAGCCAUCCCUGGAGAGGUCUGCCUCCAGCCAGAGGGAUGGCCAGGAUGGUCAGAGUCCCAGGGUGCUUCGCCAUGUGUCCCACGGGAGCGGCGGCGGCGGCAGCAGGGCACCCCAAGGGGACCCACCGAGCCCUUCCUGCGCUCGCUAUACUAUUACCCGGACUCCGACUCCAGCAGCAGCAGCUCUGAGGAGAUGUUUCACGGCUGCCACCGGCCCUGCUGCGAGGUCUGCUUCCAGAGCCCGCGCGGUUCCCUGGGCAGCAGUAGCACGGACACGGACACAGAGCCCAGUGGCCGCAUGGGCCACCGGACAGAGCACCACAGCUGGCCCCAGCCUGUGGUGAAUUUCAAAGAAGAUCUGAAACCCACCUUUGUGUGA
This is a messenger RNA of Cariama cristata (Red-legged seriema), 2283 nucleotides long. RefSeq names its product G protein-coupled receptor 156 (gene GPR156). Gene Ontology annotation, molecular function: G protein-coupled GABA receptor activity. Gene Ontology annotation, cellular component: G protein-coupled receptor heterodimeric complex; membrane. Lineage: Eukaryota; Metazoa; Chordata; Aves; Cariamiformes; Cariamidae. Gene Ontology annotation, biological process: G protein-coupled receptor signaling pathway; gamma-aminobutyric acid signaling pathway. Bases 1 to 2283 code for a protein of 760 amino acids. The record is from RefSeq and is a predicted model, not a curated record. The transcript is spliced from 9 exons.